ACCAGUUGGAGUUGGACAGUAACCCCAUCUUGAGAGAAAUUUCUUCCCCACCACAAAUGCCCAAUCCUGAUUCUCCUCUCCCCCCAACAACUCCGGAUAUUCCAAAGUUCUCCACUUUAUUCCAAAUUUAAGAAUCCCACUUCCCAUUUUCUUAUUACUUUUUUUUUGUGUGGGGUAAAAAUCAUUUUCUUAUACAGUACUUUCCUUCUUUUUCUUGCCCACCUUUUCCGUUUCUAUAAAUAAACCCAAGUCUUGAACCAGCAAAAUCUCCACCUUUCAUUCUCUCUCUCCCCCUAUAGAUCUCCGGUUAAGCUCUGCUGCCUCUCUCGCUCUCUCUCUGAUCCUCUGUUGAUCUGUUUUGCUCUGUUUUUCUUGUUCUUGAUUUUGAUUUCUUUGUCAGGAAUUUUCUCCUUCUGGGCUCUGAUCUUGGAUCAAAACACCGAAUACCCAUCUCGUUACCCUGCUGUGAUUUCUUGUUAUAUUGAGAUCAGCAUCUGUUUUCUCGUACAAGAUUAGUUUUUCUCUCAAAAUCUUGAUCCAGAUCCAGGUUUUGGAUCUUAAAUGAUUGAGACCGAUGAAUCCAGUACUCAGUGAAAUCCUCCGUUCUGGUUUUAUUAUAGAUUCCUCACUCAGGCGCAGGACCCACCUCGUUCAAUCCUUCUCUGUUGUCUUCCUCUACUGGUUCUACGUUUUUUCAUGAAAUUUCUUUCAUCAGAUCUUGACUUCUAGACAUAUCUAUAACCAUAUUUGAGUCAACUGCAUAAAACUACUAUCUGGGUCUUGAUUUCUUUUCUUUUUUUUGAGAUUAUCGCCAUGUAAAAAUUCUCUGUUUUGGAAAAAUCUGGAUUUUUACAACUUUUUGAGUCAACCAAAUAUAAUUAGAAUCUGGGUCCUGCGUAUUUGGGGUUUAUAAGGUGUAAAACUUUUGGCUUUUUGGUUUUCUUGAGAUUACUAAGCUAUUUGGUGUAAGUACUCUAUGGGUUCUUUAAGUGGAAAUUCCUCAGGGUGUUCUCCCCAGAUCCAGAAAUCUGGAUCCGAGGAGGGUUUGGUGGACCAAAGGAAGAGGAAGAGGAUGGAAUCGAACCGCGAAUCGGCUCGGCGAUCGCGGAUGCGAAAGCAGAAGCACUUGGAUGACCUGAUGGCCCUUGUCGCGCAGCUGAAGGACGAAAACAGCCGGAUCAUGAACACCAUGAGCAUCACCACUCAACAGUGUUUGAAUGUGGAGGCAGAGAACUCUGUCUUGAGUGCUCAGAUGGGCGAACUCAGCCAGAGAUUGGAGUCCCUCAAUAACAUCCUCAAUUGCCUCAACACCACAACUGCCGCUGCCAGUGGUUGUGUGUUUGAAUGUGAAGAUUUUGAGAGCAUCCCUGAGAGUUACAUGGACAAUUCCUGGAACCCGAUGUAUCUCAAUCAGCCAAUCUUGGCCUCACCCGAUAUGUUUGAUUACUGAACGCGUCAUCUUUGAUCCCGAACCACUCACAAUCGGUCGAUUACUCGGAGUCGAAAAACAACGCGGUGGUCCUAUAAUUUAGUUUGAAAGGGAUAGAGCCCGGUUAGUCUAUUGUGAUUUUAUAGGGUUGUUGUGUUAGCUCUGCUGUAAGAUAUAUGGGGUAUUGCUAGGAGAAAUUGUAGUAGUACUUUGCAUUUUGUAAAAUCGGUGUUUGGGAUUGGUUUUUUUGGUCUCUGUGAUAUAAGGAAUGUUUGCUUUAUGUGAUAUAAAGUGGCCUCUCUGUUGAUGUACCAUA
This is a messenger RNA of Rhododendron vialii, 1745 nucleotides long. RefSeq names its product bZIP transcription factor 11. Gene Ontology annotation, molecular function: DNA-binding transcription factor activity; transcription cis-regulatory region binding. Gene Ontology annotation, cellular component: nucleus. The record is from RefSeq and is a predicted model, not a curated record. The coding region runs from base 977 to 1450 and encodes 157 amino acids. Gene Ontology annotation, biological process: positive regulation of DNA-templated transcription. NCBI's taxonomy places the organism in Eukaryota, Viridiplantae, Streptophyta, Magnoliopsida, Ericales, Ericaceae. The transcript has a single exon.